UCUUUAUCUAUGGUCCCUGCCAUUUCUUCUACUACUAAAACAGAAAACUAAUCUUCCUUUGCUUCUUGGAGAUCAGAAGGAAAUCAUAAUUCUGCAAAUCCCAACUGGGCUUUCUUUCAUAAUCAGAGAGAGAGAAUGUUGGAAGGCAAAGCUUUGAUACAAGACACAGACAUGCCAGUGAAGAUGCAGAUUCAAGCCAUGGCUUCUGCUUCUCAAGCUCUGGAUCUCUAUGAUGUCUUUGAUUGCAGAUCCAUAUCUGCCCACAUUAAAAAGGAGUUUGAUAAGAGAUAUGGAUGUGGCUGGCAAUGUGUGGUGGGUUCCAAUUUUGGGUGCUUCUUCACUCACUCCAAAGGCACUUUCAUCUACUUCACUCUUGAGACUCUCAGUUUCCUUAUCUUUAGAGGUGUUUCUUCUUCUUCUUCUUCCUGAUCUUAGUCAAGACAUGGUUUGGUAGAAAUGAACAAUUAAGUACUAGAGGAAGGCAUAGAAUGAGCCCGCAAAGCAUGUAAAUUUUCCUUUUCCUUUUUACCCUGAACUGGAGGAACUGGGUUUUAUGUUUAAAAGUACCCAGAUGCCCAGCUUUGUAGUGCUUUUUCUAUGUAAUGGAUUGCUCAGCUUAGCACUUUACUCACUCUUAGGGUC
This is a messenger RNA of Rosa rugosa (rugosa rose), 642 nucleotides long. Its product is annotated as dynein light chain 1, cytoplasmic-like. Gene Ontology annotation, molecular function: dynein light intermediate chain binding; dynein intermediate chain binding. The transcript has 2 exons. Lineage: Eukaryota; Viridiplantae; Streptophyta; Magnoliopsida; Rosales; Rosaceae. The coding region runs from base 136 to 429 and encodes 97 amino acids. Gene Ontology annotation, cellular component: dynein complex. The record is from RefSeq and is a predicted model, not a curated record. Gene Ontology annotation, biological process: microtubule-based process.